GCGAGUUGUCAUUGUUGAGGCCGUUAGAUUUUUCUGAGGAGGGUCCUCCGGGAUUUGGGCCCGGCCACUGCCUUGUCGGCCAUCACCGCCGCCAUGGCGCUGCUCCGGGGAGUGUGGGGCGUGCUGAGGGACCUGGGAAAGUCUGGAAUGGAGUUGUGCUCCGGCUGUGGAAAUCGUCUGCGCUCACCCUUCAGUUUCGUGUAUUUUCCGAAGUGGUUUUCAUCCACCUUGGGUAGUUAUCCUAAGAAACCUAUGAGUUCAUACCUUCGAUUUUCUAAAGAACAGCUACCCAUAUUUAAAGCUCAGAACCCAGAUAUGAAAAUAUCAGAACUAAUUAGAAGAAUUGCUGAGCUUUGGAGGGAACUUCCUGAAUCACAGAAAAAAAUGUAUGAAGAUGCUUAUAAGGCAGACUGGCAAGCAUACAAAGAAGAGAUAAACAGAAUUCAGGAACAGCUAACUCCAAGUCAAAUGAUAUCAUUUUUAAUUUUUAUAAGCUGUUUAAAGGGGUCUUUUCCUUAUAGCUUUUAA
Molecule: messenger RNA, 528 nt
Organism: Marmota monax (woodchuck)
Lineage: Eukaryota; Metazoa; Chordata; Mammalia; Rodentia; Sciuridae
Product: transcription factor A, mitochondrial-like
Exons: 1
Coding region: 94-528 (144 amino acids)
Source: RefSeq, a predicted model, not a curated record